UGUGCCGAACCUACAGCUGUCCCACAAAACUGCUUGUGCACGUGCUGCGUUCGCCAAAAGGGCACAAAACUGCCGCGGUGGCACAAAUCUUUGCUGCGGGAGCCGUGACCUCUCUGGAACCGCUCCAUCCAUGCCCCGUACCGCUCUGCCCAGGCUGCCAGCAGGAAUGAUGUCUCGGCAGUGCCCGGUGAAUACAGCCGUGGGUAGGAGUUUCUGCAUCAAAAGGAGAUGCACACUUUACACAGGGUGUAAUUAAGCUGUAAACCUCCUUGCCACAGGAUUUUGUGGGUCCGGAUUUUUACAUUUGUCUGAAAAGCGAAGAAAUUCACAUGAAAAAGAACCACCAAGGGGAAUUAAACACAAAGAUACCGGGAAAUCCUUGAGCAGAGGCUAACCGGAGGCUGGGAGCGUAAUGGGGAAGCACUGCUCUCGUGUUUGCUUAUCCUUACCGCUUGUUGCUGCACGUCUGCUAUUAGCCGCUGUUAGCAACACGAUAUUCAUCUUUUCUUUUAAAUGAACCCGUACUGACGGCAUCCCUCGUGAGCUCUGGAAAGAGCUGGCUUCAGUCCUCUGCUCCGCCGCAUGCUUUCUGUGUAACCUCAUUUUCCUUCCUUCAGGGGAAAACAGAAAUCGGCGCGUUUCCCACACUGACAGGGUUGAAACGGCUUGCGUUAGGCUUGGGAAGUGCUUAGAAAUGCGGGGGGUGUGUGUGUGUGUUGGUGUCCGGCGUUGCCGUGGAGCCGGGCUCUGUUGACAGACUUGGACUCGGACUCGUGGUGGCCAGGGUGCCAUGGGCCCGCGGCGGGUGCCGGUGGCUCUGACGGUGGUGGGACUGCUCCGGGACCCGGCUUUCCACGUGGCCAAGUGCACGGCAGAGGCUCUGAAGCUGAAAUUUCCAAGGAAGUUUGCAGAUCCUGUAAUACAGCCUUUAGCAGAAUUUGCAUGGUGUGAAUAUUUACAGGAGAAAAAGAAGGAACUGAGAGGUGAGGUGUGGGCUUAUGCCUCCUCGGUGAUGUGCUUCAUUGACGGCCAGCUGCUGGGGGACGAGAAGGAGCUACUCGAGUGGUCUUACCACGAGUGGGACUAUGGUGACUUCAAGCCCGAGGCACUUUACCAAGCGAUUGCUGAGGAUUUCUACGUCAAACAUCUGAAAAACAGCCAGCAUGUGUUCGUGUACCUGGAGAUAGCCAUUGAGGAACAGCCCGUCGGGAGGCUGCUGUUUGAGCUCUUUUCAGACGCGUGUCCCAGGACCUGUGAGAAUUUCCGUGCCCUGUGUGCCGGAGGAGCAAAGUCUCCCCGCGACGGCCGAGAGCUCACCUACAAAAACUCCCUUUUUCAUCGCCUCGUGAAAAAUGGGUGGAUCCAAGGAGGAGACAUCAUAACUGGAAAGGGAGAUGGAGGAGAGUCAGUUUAUGGCCCCACCUUUGAAGAUGAAAGCUUCUCCAUCCGUCACAAGGGAAGAGGGGUCCUUGGGAUGGCCAACAAGGGCCGCCACAGCAACGCCUCGCAGUUCUACAUCACCCUCCAGCCAGCUCCCUACCUGGACAAAAAAUACGUGGCUUUCGGGCAACUGAUCGAGGGCACGGAGGUCCUCCAGAGACUGGAAGUUGUACCUACCUAUAACGAAAGGCCUACGGUAGCCUGCAAGAUUAUUAACUGUGGGACCUUUGAGCCAUGAUCGCCAGCUGGUUUUCCUGCCUGCUGUAAGGUAGAGCACUAUUUUCCACUCAGCUUUUUACAGACCUUGAUGGCUUUUACUUAAGGCAAAAAUAAAAGCGCUACUGGCACAUGUGAA
Messenger RNA from Harpia harpyja (harpy eagle), 1795 nucleotides. RefSeq names its product peptidylprolyl isomerase like 6 (gene PPIL6). NCBI's taxonomy places the organism in Eukaryota, Metazoa, Chordata, Aves, Accipitriformes, Accipitridae. The coding region runs from base 791 to 1678 and encodes 295 amino acids. Gene Ontology annotation, biological process: protein peptidyl-prolyl isomerization. Gene Ontology annotation, molecular function: peptidyl-prolyl cis-trans isomerase activity. The transcript is spliced from 8 exons. The record is from RefSeq and is a predicted model, not a curated record.